UGCCGUACACUCACCUCCCACUCCGUCUCCCUCACACACGUGGAUUUCCACUGACGCCAAGCAGAAACAACAACAUCAUGGCCAGCCACGGACUCGACUACGACGGGUGUAAUUUCCUCAGGCAGCGGCUGGUGUUGUCCACGCUUAGUGGCAAACGGGUGAAAAUCAAGAACAUCCGGUCCAAAGAAGACGAGCCUGGACUUCGCGAUUUCGAGGCCAGUUUCAUACGACUACUUGACAAAGUCACCAAUGGCUCCAGGAUAGAAAUUAACCAAACAGGUACCGUUUUGUUUUACCAGCCUGGUUUAUUGUACGGUGGCUCAGUAGAACACGACUGCAAUCUUCAACGUUCAAUUGGAUACUACCUGGAGGCUCUGCUCAUGUUGGCCCCUUUCAUGAAGACUCCACUGAGAGCCACUCUGAGGGGAGUGACGAAUGACCCUACCGACCCAACAGUUGACCUUCUUAAAGCCACUGCUCUUCCACUGAUGAAGAAGUUUGGUAUUGAUGGUGAAGGCUUGGAGCUCAAGGUGGUUAAGAGGGGAAUGGCUCCUGGGGGAGGUGGCGAGGUUCUCUUCACAUGUCCAGUCCGCAGAACCAUCAAACCCGUGCAGCUGACAGAAGUGGGCAAGAUCAAGAGAAUCAGGGGAGUCGCAUAUUCGGUGCGAGUUUCUCCGCAGAUGGCCAACAGAAUCGUAGACUCAGCCAGGAGCAUCGUCAAUAAGUUUCUUCCAGACGUAUACAUUCACACCGACCACAUGAAGGGCGCAAACUCUGGCAAGUCUCCUGGUUUUGGUCUGAUGCUGGUGGCAGAGACCCUGGAUGGCUGCUUUUACAGUGCGGAGAUGGCAUCGACGCCUCAAGGACAAGGAGAUCCAGUUUUGCCAGAAGAUCUUGGCGUUAAUUGUGCAAAGCUGCUACUGGAAGAGAUUUAUCGGGGCGGCUGUGUGGAUUCGACCAAUCAGAGCUUGGCGCUGCUCUUGAUGACCCUUGGUCAGCAGGACGUGUCCAAGGUUUUGCUCGGAACCCUCUCUUUGUACACGAUCGAGUUCCUCAGGCACAUCCGAGAUUUUUUCCAGAUAAUGUUCAAAAUCGAUGUGCAGAAGCCCCAAGAAGAUGAGAGGAAAGGAGGCGACAAAGUUCUCAUGACCUGUGUAGGAGUUGGUUACAGCAACAUCAACAAAACUCUUAAAUAAAAUAAUGUUUUGUUUUUUUUUUACUGA
Synchiropus splendidus (mandarinfish) is the source of this 1223-nucleotide messenger RNA. RefSeq names its product RNA terminal phosphate cyclase-like 1 (gene rcl1). Gene Ontology annotation, cellular component: nucleolus. Bases 78 to 1196 code for a protein of 372 amino acids. Gene Ontology annotation, biological process: ribosome biogenesis; endonucleolytic cleavage of tricistronic rRNA transcript (SSU-rRNA, 5.8S rRNA, LSU-rRNA). Gene Ontology annotation, molecular function: RNA endonuclease activity. The transcript has 9 exons. The record is from RefSeq and is a predicted model, not a curated record. Lineage: Eukaryota; Metazoa; Chordata; Actinopteri; Syngnathiformes; Callionymidae.